UGACGUUUUACGUAGAGGCGGCGUUGUCUCUAUGGCUGCGGAGGACGCGAAGACCUUUACCAUAUCAGACACCGUCAUUUGAACAGACUACGCUGUAAAGAGAUGUAUCACAAAGAGAAGAGCAUCCAGAUCAAGAACAGCGCCUCGUCGCUGUACAACAACCUGAGCGUGCAGCGCAUCGCCCCGCGGCACCUCACAUACUUCACCGUGGUCCAUGCCAACGUCGUGAACAUGGUCAGCGCCUCUUGGGACGGCCUCAACUAUUCCCAUCGUCAGCUGCAGUCCAAAGAGCCCAACGUCGCCACAAGCACAUCGCUCAUCAUGCAGGCUGCAUUUUGUGUCCUGCCUUCUCGUGACCUACUGGUGGUGACCUCCCAAAAAGGCAUCCAGAUGUAUGAAUCUGAUGGUUCCAUCAUGGUGUACUGGCAUGCACUGGAUACUCCGGAAACACCUACAGCUCAGGCCAUAUUUGGUCGAGGGAUAUCAGCAGUGGGGCAGAAUUAUAUAUGUGUGGGUGUUUCUUCUGGUUCAAUUCUUGUUUUUGAUGUCCCAAGUAAAGGCAGUAAUAUCACCCUGUCCGAGGUCCUGGAGGAACAUAAUGAGUCCAUAACUGAUCUUGCCUCUGAGUGUUCAGGCAGCCAGGAGUGCAUAGCUGAUCUGGUCAGUGCAGAUGAUGGGGGGAAUCUGUAUGUGUGGAAGUCUGGGGAGGAGUUUCAGAUACUAAACAAGAUCGCUGGUUUUGACAUGACCUGCUCAUCUGUCAAGCUGUGGAAAGGUACAGUGGUGGCAGGUUAUGGCACAGGCCAGAUCCGAAUUUAUGAGGCUGUGACAGGAAUUCUUCAUGCUGAAAUCACUGCCCACGCUCGCUGGAUAUAUUCACUGGACAUUGCUCCUUUUUCCGGGCUGCUCCUCUCUGCAGCUGAGGACUCUCUAGUCAGGGUUUGGCAUCUGACACUAACCCCAGAGACCAACAGUGUGGAGGUUGCACAUUUGCACAAUGAAUGUGUGACAGACACACAAAUAUGCGGGGCCAAGUUCUGUGACGGUGACGGUUAUGCCUUUGCAGUGACUGGCUAUGACCUGAGUGAGAUUAUUCGCUACACACAGACGUAGGACUUUAAUCUCACUGAGGCAAAGUGGAUGAAUUGGAAUUUGGUUUAUUGGAGAUUUUCUAUAAAGAUAAGAUGACCAAGAAAGAAGUGAGCGAUCAUGGGCAGGUUAAGAUUCUGUAAGGAAGGAGAUUUUUUUUUUUUUCUUGGAAAAUAAUCAUUAUUUAAUGGUAUUACUGUAUCUUUACCUACAAGGAGAUAAGCAUAUAAGAAAUAAUGCAAAAUAAUGUGUUGAUGUUUCUAUGAAUAUUUUAUGUACAAAUAUUUACAUGGAUGUGAAUGUAGCUUAAAUGUUAAUAAAAUAUUAUCUUUAUGUUACA
Molecule: messenger RNA, 1429 nt
Organism: Labrus bergylta (ballan wrasse)
Lineage: Eukaryota; Metazoa; Chordata; Actinopteri; Labriformes; Labridae
Gene: wdr54
Product: WD repeat domain 54
Molecular function (GO): protein binding
Source: RefSeq, a predicted model, not a curated record